UGAAUAGAUUUCAAAUCUUUCUAUCCAUCGCUAUCUUCUGUCUUUGGUUGUUGUUGGUGCUUUUCAUUUCCCUGUCUCUUGUUUUCAAAGUUCAAUGAUCAUCACAAGGUUUACCAUCAUCAUCAACAUUUACUGACCAGGUUCCUUUUUUUGUUAAAUUGUGUUUAGUUAAAAAUGCCAUUGAAUCUGGACAAAAAUAAACGAGACCUACUCUCUUCAUGUAAGGAGGUUCUCGAUGAGAAAAGCGGUACUACAUGGGCUGUCUACGGUUAUGAAAAAAAAUCAGAUAUUCUUGAAUUGAUUGGAUGUGGAAAUGGAUUAGAAUCUCUGGCUGAUCAAUUUUCUACUUCUCAAAUUAUGUACGCCUUUUGUCGAUACAAAUCAGCCAAUUCAGAUCUUCCAAAAUAUUUCAUUAUCAACUGGCAAGGAGAAGGUGCUCCACCGGCUCGUAAAAUGGCCUGUGCCAAUCAUAUCGACGAUUUUGUGCGAUUUUUCCGCGGAGCUAACAUGACAAUAGAAGCGAGGAAUGAAGAUGAUGUUGAACCAGUCAGUAUAAUUAAAAAAUUGGAAAGAAUCGCAGUCCAAUCCUUCAAUCUCAAAGAAAGAUCAAUCGUAGAGAAUGUAAGCCCUGUUGGUACCAAUUAUAAAAGGAUACAACCUCAAAAGGAGAUUGAUGUAAUUAAACGGGAAACAUUCUGGAAUAAAAUCCAGGAAGAAGAAAAUAAAAGACACCAAGAGGAGAAGAAGAAAUUGAGCGAGGAAAGAACAGCUCGUGAAAAGUUAUUGGUUGAAAGACAACUGAAUGAAUCGUCUCAGACCGUGAUAACUGUCAUUAAAUCAACAAAGAAUGAGAUCAAAACAGAUAAAGAUAUCAAAAGAGAAUUCGAUAGAUCAAAACUUGGAACUAGAAGCAUUGCUGAUAACCAAUGGAUAAAAGUUAAAGAUGAAGUUGAAGUUGAAGUUGAAAAAGGACAAAGCAAUGGUAAAACUUCCGAAGAGAUUAUAUCUUCAAGUUAUGUUAAAAGUCGAGUUGAAAGUUUCAAGAAAGCCUUCGAAGAAGGUAAACCACCAAUUCAGCCUGAAAAACCCAUAAAGAAAAUAAGUGAACCUUCAAAUUUAUCCAAUCAAAAUAACAAUGAUUCUCAGCUCCACUCAAUAAACAGAAUGUCUCAAAGUGAAAAAGUAAAGAAUGUGCAAAGUGAAACCGCCCAAUUAAGUGACGCAUUUAUAUCGAAAGUCAAAUUAGUUAAUGAAUCGGAAAUAGAUGUUAAAGAAGCCAUAGAAGUUGAAUCGAUUACCAACACAAAAAAAGAUUGUAGUAAUUUAGAAACUAAAGUACAAAAUGAGCUCACAAUUAAACCUAAACCGCCUUCUAAAUCUGAACAAACGCUCAAUGUUGAAUCAAAUGCUGUUCCAACUCCUUCCCCUGAGCCUGAAAUUGAUCAUGCUGAUGAUAAUCUAAAUGCUGAGAUUCAUGAGUCUGAAGACGAGUUGAAUGACAACCAGUCCGAAGAUAUACUGAAUGCUGAAGAACUGGAAGACGAGGAACACGAAGCAGUUAAUGAGGAAAUAUUCGAAGGUAUCGAGGAUGAAGAAUUAGAGGAAAUUGCACGCAGUGUAUGGAAACGCAUGUCGAAUGAUCACACCUCAUCAGAGAAUGAAGCUGACGAUAAUCGUUACUUUACAGUGAAAUCCUCCUACCUUGACCCGUUAGAAGAUAUUGCCGAGGAAACUGAAGAAAACAUCGAUGAAGAGGAAGAAAAAAGUGAUGAAUUGACUGAGCAAGAUGCCGAAUUUCAAGCAGAAAGAAAAUUUUUCGAAGAAGUCGAAAAAAGAUUCCCUAAAUCAGAAUAUGGUUUAAGAGCUCGCGCCUUAUAUGAUUAUCAAGCAGCUGAUGAAACAGAGAUUACAUUUGAUCCAGAUGAUAUAAUUACCCAUAUCGAGCAAGUUGAUAUUGGCUGGUGGCAAGGAAUGGCAUCUGAUGGAACCUAUGGUCUCUUCCCAGCAAAUUAUGUCCAACUCAUUGAAUGAUCAAUUUUUUUCGUAAAGUUCCUUCUCCUCUUAUCACAUGCAAUCUUUAAACACAAAAUAUUCUUGAACAUUUUUGUUUCUUGUUCCUCCUUUCUUAUCUUUCCUUCUCUCUUACUUAACCACUGCUUCUCAUAUUAACCCUUCUAAUUUAUUUUAACAUAAUUUCCUCACCCACUGUUUAUAAUUUAACUUUUACAAUUCCUAAAAUGUGCAGUCUCUGGUUUUUUCAGAUUGAAAAACCAUCCAGACAGUUAGUCAAAGACUGUAAGUUCCUCAUUUUCUUCAUACUCAAUCUUUAGCUUUCCUAUCAUAAUUAAUCCCUAUCAUAUCAUAUUCACGUUUGAUAUGAAUCAUUGAUCACAAUUUUUAGGUCUGAAUUCAUCUUUAAAUCAUCUCUUCCAUGAUCGGUUCAAAUACAUAUUGUAUUUGCUAUCCUGGUAAACAGUCUUCACUAAUCCAUCAUACCAAUACUUGAAUCAAAAGACCCAAAACUAACAUGGUUUUUACCAUUUUGUCCAUAUUCUAUUCUGAUUUCUUAUCAAUUCUUUUUUUCUCAUUAUUAUAUUUUUCUUUUUAUUUUGUGUUACUCGUUGUAUAUUGCGUUUAAUUAAAUUCCAUGAAAAGCAUUGAUUACCAGCUACAGGGUAAAAACUCAAAAUCGUCUGCUAGGAUUUACCAUUUAAACCUUUUUUAGAUCUACUUAUUAUUAAUCAUGACACAGUCAAUCUGAUUUUAAAUUUAAAUUUUAUCCGAAAAUUUAAGCCAAUUAAAUAUCAGAUUGUAUAAUUACGAAGCUUUACGUUCAGUUUGAAAUAUGAAUCUCUCCAGUAAAAAUGCACCGACAAACCAACCAAACAAUACAAUACAAUAAACGAGUAAUGCAACUUAUGGUUUAUCAA
Tetranychus urticae (two-spotted spider mite) is the source of this 2930-nucleotide messenger RNA. RefSeq names its product Actin binding protein 1 (gene Abp1). Lineage: Eukaryota; Metazoa; Arthropoda; Arachnida; Trombidiformes; Tetranychidae. The record is from RefSeq and is a predicted model, not a curated record. Gene Ontology annotation, molecular function: actin filament binding. Gene Ontology annotation, biological process: postsynaptic actin cytoskeleton organization; regulation of actin filament polymerization; positive regulation of dendritic spine morphogenesis. Gene Ontology annotation, cellular component: dendrite; cortical actin cytoskeleton; postsynaptic membrane.